AUGGAGUUCAGUGUCCUCCUCUUCUUUGCUUUCCUCACGGGCCUCCUGCUUCUUCUGGUCAGGGGCCACCCAAAGAAUCGUGGCCGCCUCCCUCCAGGCCCUUAUCCUCUGCCCUUUGUGGGGAACAUUCUGCAGAUGGACAGAAGAGGCCUCAUCAAAUCCUUCAUGAAGCUUCGAGAAAAAUAUGGAGAUGUGUUCACAGUGUACCUGGGACGUAGGCCUGUGGUGAUGCUGUUUGGUACAGACACCAUACGGGAGGCCCUGGUGGACCAAGCCGAGGCGUUCUCUGGCCGAGGGACAAUUGCCACUAUUGAGCAAGUCUUCCAGGGAUAUGGUGUGGUCUUUGCCAAUGGGGAACGCUGGAAGGCCCUUCGGCGCUUCUCUCUGGCUACCAUGAGGGAUUUCGGGAUGGGAAAGCGGAGUGUGGAGGAGCGGAUUCAGGAGGAGGCUCAGUGCCUGGUGGAGGAGCUGCGGAAAUCCAAGGGAGCUCUCCUGAACCCCACCUUCCUCUUCCAGUGUAUCACCUCCAACAUCAUCUGCUCCAUUGUCUUUGGAGAACGAUUUGACUAUAAGGACCAUCAAUUCCUGCGGCUGAUGGAUUUGUUCUAUCAGACGUUUAUGCUCAUGAGUUCCUUCUAUGGCCAGAUGUUUGAACUCUUCUCUGACUUCCUAAAGUACUUUCCUGGCACACACAGGCAAAUCCACAAAAAUCUGCAGGAAAUCAUAACUUUCACUGGCCACAGUGUGGAGAAGCACCGUGCAACCCUGGACCCCAGCUCCCCAAGAGACUUCAUUGACUCCUACCUGCUGCGCAUGGAGAAAGAGAAGUCCAACGUGAACACUGAGUUCCACCACCAGAACCUCAUACUUACCUUGCUCUCGCUCUUCUUUGCUGGCACCGAGACCAGCAGCACCACUCUCCGCUAUGGCUUCCUGCUCAUGCUCAAGUACCCUCAUGUUGCAGAAAGAGUCCAAAAGGAGAUCAAAGAAGUGAUUGGCUCACAUCGCCCACCAGCUCUCGAUGACCGCAACAAAAUGCCAUACACUGAUGCAGUUAUCCAUGAGAUUCAGAGAUUUUCAGAUCUCCUCCCUUUCGGUGUGCCCCACAUGGUCACCAAAGACACUGCAUUCCGAGGGUACAUCAUCCCCAAGAACACUGAAGUUUACUCCAUCCUGACUUCUGCUCUCCACGACCCACAGUACUUUGAAAAACCAGAUGACUUCAACCCUGAACACUUUCUGGAUGCUAAUGGUGCAUUUAAGAAGAAUGAUGCUUUUAUUCCUUUUUCCAUAGGGAAGCGCAUUUGUCUUGGUGAAGGCGUCGCCCGCAAUGAAUUGUUCCUCUUCUUUACCACCAUCCUCCAGAACUUCUCCUUGGCCAGCCCCGUGGCUCCAAAGGACAUUGAUCUCACACCCCGGGAGAGUGGUUUGGGCAGAGUUCCUCCAACUUACCAGAUCCGCUUCCUACCACUUUAA
Molecule: messenger RNA, 1476 nt
Organism: Castor canadensis (American beaver)
Lineage: Eukaryota; Metazoa; Chordata; Mammalia; Rodentia; Castoridae
Product: cytochrome P450 2B4-like
Biological process (GO): epoxygenase P450 pathway; xenobiotic metabolic process
Cellular component (GO): cytoplasm; intracellular membrane-bounded organelle
Molecular function (GO): heme binding; oxidoreductase activity, acting on paired donors, with incorporation or reduction of molecular oxygen, reduced flavin or flavoprotein as one donor, and incorporation of one atom of oxygen; iron ion binding
Source: RefSeq, a predicted model, not a curated record